AUGUACUCCGUGCUUUCUAAGUCAUGGAUUGUGUGGCUCAUCGGCCGAGCCCAGCUCGACGCUUACCGAGUCGAGUUUAGUGGGGCGUUCCUUUUGGGAUGGAGCAAGGUUGCGAAAACUUUACCAUACCCGUUGGACAAGAGGACAGCUCUGGGGUUGAGUGGGACGGGUGCUCAGCGAUGGAUGGGUGAUGAUGAUGCAGUUUGUUGGUUUGGUGAGGUCAUGGCGGUGCAUUCGACAUGGGGCCGUUAG
Coccidioides immitis RS is the source of this 252-nucleotide messenger RNA. RefSeq lists its product as uncharacterized. Bases 1 to 252 code for a protein of 83 amino acids. The transcript is spliced from 3 exons. Lineage: Eukaryota; Fungi; Ascomycota; Eurotiomycetes; Onygenales; Onygenaceae. The record is from RefSeq and is a predicted model, not a curated record.